Colletotrichum truncatum is the source of this 1524-nucleotide messenger RNA. Its product is annotated as cysteine desulfurase. Gene Ontology annotation, molecular function: pyridoxal phosphate binding; cysteine desulfurase activity. Gene Ontology annotation, cellular component: mitochondrion; cytosol; nucleus. Gene Ontology annotation, biological process: [2Fe-2S] cluster assembly. The record is from RefSeq and is a predicted model, not a curated record. NCBI's taxonomy places the organism in Eukaryota, Fungi, Ascomycota, Sordariomycetes, Glomerellales, Glomerellaceae.
AUGGCUAGUAUCACAUCUUCCGCUUUGAGGCAAGCUGGUCGCCUGUGUCGACACACAACAGCGACCGCUGCCCCUUCGCGAGGCAUUUCCUCGUUGUCAAGGGUGGCAACAGCUUCAGCCCAGAGAUUAUCUCAGCAGCGCAGAUACGUGUCGGAAACGAAGCGUGAUCAUGCACAGGUCAAUGUCGAGACCGCUAUCAAGCUCGACAAGAAGGACUUCAUCGAUGUUGUCCCUCAAUCUCCCGAUUCCUCAAAUGUCAUGGUUAGCCCCAUGGCUGAGGUCCUGAAGCAAGUUACCACGAUGGAAGACGGCCAAAGGCCCAUCUAUCUCGACAUGCAAGCCACAACACCCGUGGACCCUCGCGUCCUUGACUCUAUGCUUCCCUUCUACACUGGUAUCUACGGCAAUCCGCACUCGAGAACACAUGCGUACGGAUGGGAGAGUGAGGAGGCGGUUGAGACAGCCCGAUCGCACAUUGCGAAGCUCAUCGGUGCCGACUCUAAAGAGAUCAUCUUUACGAGCGGUGCUACGGAGAGCAACAACAUGAGCAUCAAGGGUGUCGCGAGAUUUUUUGGCAGAUCUGGAAAGAAGAAGCACAUUGUAACAACCCAAACUGAACACAAGUGCGUUCUUGACAGCUGCCGGCAUCUCCAAGAUGAGGGUUUCGAAGUCACAUAUCUCCCUGUGAAGAGUUCUGGCUUGAUUGACAUGGAAGAACUGGCAGCUGCCAUUCGCCCUGAUACUGCUCUCGUUAGUAUCAUGUCCGUGAACAACGAGAUUGGAGUUAUCCAGCCCUUGGAACAGAUUGGAAAGCUUUGUCGGGAGAGGAAGACUUUCUUCCAUACCGACGCUGCCCAAGCCGUUGGCAAGAUCCCACUGGACGUCAAUGCCAUGAACAUUGACUUGAUGUCUAUCUCAUCUCACAAAAUCUAUGGCCCUAAGGGCAUUGGAGCUUGCUAUGUCCGCCGUCGCCCCAGAGUCAGGCUCGACCCUAUCAUCAGUGGCGGUGGGCAGGAGAGAGGAUUACGAAGCGGCACUCUUGCCCCGCCUCUAAUUGCUGGCUUUGGCGAAGCGUGCCGCAUCGCGCAUGAGGAGAUGGAGUACGACUCCAAGCGUAUCAAGGCGCUUUCCGACCGGCUUCUCAACGGUCUUUUGUCUUUGGAGCAUACCACACAAAAUGGCGAUCCCGAGCAUUUCUACCCCGGUUGCGUCAAUGUUUCGUUCGCCUAUGUCGAGGGCGAGUCCUUGCUUAUGGCUUUGAAAGAUAUUGCGCUAUCGUCUGGCAGUGCUUGUACAUCAGCUUCACUAGAACCCAGCUAUGUCCUCCGCGCCUUGGGCAACAGUGAUGAAAGCGCCCACAGCAGUAUUCGUUUCGGAAUCGGUCGCUUUACGACUGAGCAGGAGAUUGAUUACGUGCUGAAGGCGGUCAAGGAGAGAGUUGACUUUUUACGUGAGCUCAGUCCCCUUUGGGAACUUGUACAGGAAGGUGUCGACCUCAACACCAUUCAAUGGAGCCAGCAUUAA